Molecule: messenger RNA, 1604 nt
Organism: Pollicipes pollicipes
Lineage: Eukaryota; Metazoa; Arthropoda; Thecostraca; Pollicipedomorpha; Pollicipedidae
Product: 5-methylcytosine rRNA methyltransferase l(2)10685
Exons: 8
Coding region: 129-1556 (475 amino acids)
Biological process (GO): rRNA methylation
Cellular component (GO): mitochondrial large ribosomal subunit
Molecular function (GO): RNA methyltransferase activity
Source: RefSeq, a predicted model, not a curated record
UUUGGAUCAUAUAUUUAUACUGUGCUUGCUCUGCACGCAUUUUCUAAUGUACCUGUCUAACGAGGCUCCGUAUUCUUGGGAUCAAACGAUCAGAAGAUUUGUUCUGGGUCAUCUUCUGAGCGGCAGGGAUGAUUCGAUGCAUAACGGCCGCGAGUGAGCUGUGCAGUGGAUGCGGCCAGGGAUGGAGCCAACUUGCACGGCGUUGGAAAAGCAAAAGGGCAGACCACUGGGCUAAACUGAGGAAGAAGCAGACUGGCACAGCCUUGGCCUUGAAGCACUUUGACCAUUUUUACCCAGAGAAGUACGGGCCGCGAUGGCGCUCAAUACGACUGGCCCUUCUCUGUCAGUCCAAGCCCACAGCCCUGGUGAACCAUUAUAGCAACGUGGCCGAGACGACUGCCAAGCUGACGUCGUGCGGCAGCUUCGACCUGACCGCCGAGUGGCGGGAGCAGAUCUCGCGGCGGCAGGGGCGCCUCUCCAGCCUGGCGUCUUCCGCCGACCCCGCGUCGCUCCCCGCCGACGCCGACUCUUCAGACGGCACCGCGGACGAGACGUCGGCGGCCGACCCGGCGGAGGCGCGCGCCCGCGCCGAGGCAGCCGGUCAGCUGCGUCUCGUCCAGCCCACGCAGGAAGAGUCGGCCGCCCUGCACGACUACGUGCCGGCCACGCAACUGCAUGGCGACGAGGACUGGCUAGAGGAGGGCGACUACUUUCAGUAUGGCCAGGAGGACGGCAGCCUCAAGGUGGCGCUGGACAGGGACAGCCCAAUCUCCAUUCCCGAUACCCUGCGCGUGUUCAGUUUUCCGGCGGGGGAGAUCUCGCGGUUUCCCUUCCCCAGCACCUCGUCCACGGGGGUGAGAGACUACUACCCGCUGGACGGAGCGUCGCUGCUGCCGGUGCUGGCGCUGGACGUGCAGCCCGGGGACGAGGUGCUGGACCUGUGCGCCGCUCCCGGUGGCAAGUCGCUGGCGAUCCUGCAGACGCUGUACCCAGCGCUGCUGGUGUGUAACGACACGCAGGGGGGCCGGGUGAAGCGGCUGCAGCAGGUGCUGCUGGACUACCUGCCGGCUGCCGAGCACUGGCCCGGCCAGGUCUCCGUCACCAAGCAGGACGGCCAGCGGCUGGAGGCGCGCGACCGCUACGAUAAGGUGCUGGUGGACGCCCCCUGCUUCUCUGACCGGCACUCGCUGUUGGAGGACGACAACAACAUCUUCGCCAUCAGCCGCUCCCGCGAGCGCAUCCAGAUCCCGCUGCUGCAGACCAACCUGCUGAGGCGCGCACUCGAGGCGGUACGACCGGGCGGUACGGUGGUGUACUCCACGUGUACCCUGUCGCCGAUACAGAACGACGGCGUGGUGCACAUGGCGCUCAAGCAGAUCUGGGAGGACACGGACAUCCAGGUGGUGGUCAAAGACAUGGAGGACUCCAUGAAGCCCUUCUAUGGCACCAUGUGGUUCGCCCGCGGCGUGGGAAUCAAGUAUGGGCAGCAGGUGCUGCCAUCUGUGGUGAACAACUUUGGUCCGAUGUACUUUGCGAAGAUUGUCAGAUUGAAAUAGAUGCUAGUUGUUGGAAAGUUUGUAAUAUAAUGCAUAUGCCGACUGUUU